Acanthoscelides obtectus is the source of this 562-nucleotide messenger RNA. NCBI's taxonomy places the organism in Eukaryota, Metazoa, Arthropoda, Insecta, Coleoptera, Chrysomelidae. The record is from the annotation of a GenBank genome assembly.
CUUCGGAACUGCUAAAGGAAGACGAAGACGAUCUUCAAAAACUGAUUGAUGGGAAAAACAUACAUGGGCAUGAAAAUGAAGGCAGUUAUGGAUACGAAGAUACGGAUGGAGACGAAGAUAAGAAUGGAGACGAAGAUAGGAAUGGAGACGAUGACAUGGAUGAAACCUCACAAAAUAUUUUAGAAGCACGAUCAAAGAUUGGGACCAAGCAUGGUAUCUUACAGAAAUUAUAUUGCAGAAAUGAAUUUGAUAUCUGCACACAAAAGUUUUUAUUGGAAGAAGAAGUAAACAGGAACAAUGAAAUUUCGUUAAGAACCGCAGCGAUAAAACAUUCAGUUGGAACAGGCCAAGGUUUCUUUAAGUGUAGUUGCACCAAGAAGUGUAUGUCGAAUCGAUGUCUUUGCAAGAAAAAUAACAUUCUCUGCAACUCGAAAUGCCAUAAUAGUUUGACAUGUAAUAACAAGUAAAUAAUAAAAAUUACUAAACAUGUUUGUAAUAUGUAAUGGUGUUUUCUUUAAUUACUAGUAAAAACGUUGAUUUUGUCAAAAGACUGGAUGUAGAC